Messenger RNA from Cebus imitator (Panamanian white-faced capuchin), 1743 nucleotides. RefSeq names its product dnaJ homolog subfamily B member 6-like. The transcript has 2 exons. NCBI's taxonomy places the organism in Eukaryota, Metazoa, Chordata, Mammalia, Primates, Cebidae. The record is from RefSeq and is a predicted model, not a curated record. The coding region runs from base 67 to 429 and encodes 120 amino acids.
CCAGUAGAGCCCGUGAAGAAAUGAGAUAACCUCUUUCUCCUCCACAGAGAGGACACGGCUGGAUUCAUGGAGAUGGUGCGGCCAGCCCCUCCACCCCCUGCCUCCCUCGCUCACUCACGGUCUCCCGCUGUGCUUGCAGGUGUGGCUGAUGAGGAUGCCCUCGCUGCUGAGUGUGCGCGGAGAGGCCAGAACGCCCUGCCAGCCCAGCCCGCCAGCCUCCGCCCGCCGAAGCCAACCCGGCCUGCCUCGCUGUUCAGACACGCGCCCCACGGUCUCUAUGAGGAGGAGGGCGAGCAGGACCGACCUUGGGUGUCCGGGCCCUGGGACUCCCUCGCGUCCGCAGCAGGAUUCAAAGAAGGUGGCAAGAGGAAGAAGCAGAAGCAGAGAGAGGAGUCGAAGAAGAAGAAGUCAACCAAAGGCAAUCACUAGACCGGACUUGCAGGCUCGCUGCCCCCAGAGCUGGCGCUCCACCGUGCUUGGUGUGCGGCCGUGUGCACGCGCGAGGCAGCAGCGUGGGGUCAGCACUGUUGGCGGCCACACUCGCUCGGCAGGAUUAUGCAAUCACAGAUCAGUCAGAGCAGGGUCAGGAGGCGGGGCUGAUGGCACGGGUGGCGGGCACGGACACUGGGGACGGGGACGCGGCCGUGGCUCUCCCUCUGCCCUCCCAGCACUCGGUCUGCUAGCGUUUUCCUCUAGAGCUUCCGGAUCCUCUUCAUUCUUUUUGGCCAUGCAACCACUCCGCAUGCUGCUGGGGUAUUUGUAGCGUUAGGAGAACAGCCGGGCAGACAGCUGAGCUGAGUGGCUUUCACUAAACGACGCGCUUUCCUGUGGCAGUGUUGUGUUUGGAAUUAGAGGGUAAUUCAGUAGAGUGUGACUUAGAGAAUGUCCUAAGUGACGCACUGAAUCCUGGUGGUCAGGGCAUCUUUUCCUCAGGGCAAUGUGGCCACACGAACAGAAUCAGGAAUCACACCACAUGUAAAAUCAUUCCUCUGUUUCAUCUUUUAAUUUUCAUCUGCAGGUAGUCCAAAUUCAACUUCAAAUAUCGUGUAGGUUUUGCUAGAUUCCAUAUUUUUUUCCUGGGAUCCAUAAUUCUUUUUAGCAAAAGGCUUUUGCUCAGCAGCACCCUCCCUAGCGUUCCUCGGUCAGGGCCGUGCUGGGGAAAACGGCGGGUCAUUACGCAUGCCCAACACCCCCAGAGAUGGCACCAGGAGGUCGGAGCACUGACGCCUCGCAAAGUCACCGCACUCUGACCUGAUGCUGCCCGCUGCCGGCAGCCCUUCGUUUGCAUCGUGUACUGCUGCUUCUCUUUUUAUUGUUACUGAGCACGGAGCGGAAUUUGGGGUUGCCUUGCCUUCUUCCCUGCAUGCACCCCGCCCCCCAACUGUCCUUCCCUUUCCCAUGAGGACCCGCUGUCCCUGUUGCUUUUCCUUUGUCCUUUGGGAUGUGAGGGCACUGUGAGAGGCUUGGGUGUGAUGUAAAGACGCCGGCAGUUUUAAUCAGCGAUGUUGAAGCCGGGAAUUCUUUGGCGCUAUCCACAUAGCAGUGACCCAGGCUUGGGAGCCAGAAGCAAGCUCGAUCUGUGGUUUUAUUUAACACAGCUGUUGCCCAAGAGUUGGCUUUGUUUAUUUGGUUUUGGUGGGGAGUGGAGUGGUAUUUGAUGCUUUCUGCGGACAAUGUAACUCUCAACGCAUCAUGUAUCUUAAGUGCCACCUACGUAAAUAAAACAUGAGCAUACUGAAUACA